Sturnus vulgaris (Common starling) is the source of this 4742-nucleotide messenger RNA. It is a transcript of the gene RNF6, whose product is annotated as ring finger protein 6. The record is from RefSeq and is a predicted model, not a curated record. Gene Ontology annotation, cellular component: nucleus. Gene Ontology annotation, biological process: positive regulation of DNA-templated transcription; protein ubiquitination; ubiquitin-dependent protein catabolic process. Gene Ontology annotation, molecular function: ubiquitin protein ligase activity. Lineage: Eukaryota; Metazoa; Chordata; Aves; Passeriformes; Sturnidae.
GUCUUUCAGAAAAUGAGUACCUAAUUGAACUGGGAGUAGUAUUUCCGGGAAACAGGCUGAAACCUAAAGGAAUAAGGUAUAUGUUAAAAAUAGUUGCAAGCCUUAAAGAAUAGGCUAGGGUAAUCAUGAAUGAAGAUCUAAAGGAGUAAGUCUUAGGUUGAAAAUGCUAGAAAAUGUAAGCUGUUGGCAUGCGACCCCUGUCUCUCUGCAAAGGAAGAGUAAUCCGAGUCAUAACUGGAUUCCGAUUAUAGUUUUUUGCAUCUUAGUAGUUAAUACCCUCUAACUUUUCAGUGCUCCGAAAUACUCUAGUGCAAUGUAUCUCACUUUUGAUGCAGUCAAUACCCUUCAGCUUUCACAACUCUAAAACGUUUUAGGUGCCAAAGUACUUGGUUCUGAUGGCAUUUGAUAAAUAGGGAUAGUAGUUGUCAUCCAUGGAGUUAUGUUAAACAGAUGGGACAACCAAGCACUUCACACUUCUUACUUUUUCUGAGUGAGUCAUUUAAGGAGUGUGACUAAUCAUCCUACCAUCCAGUUGUCAACAAAAGAGUAUUUUUUCCUUAACUACCCACAAAAUCAAAGAGAUUUCCAGAUUUUCUGUGGAUAACUGAAAACUAAAGAACCUAUCUUUUGAACAACACUUUAAAUUUAGAUUGAGGGGGACUACAUGUGAUGGUCUUCUUAUCUAAAGAAUAUAUAUGGCAUUUUUUUUCUGUUCAGCCAUACAGCGAUGUACCGAUGUACCUGGGAAGUCGGUUAACUUAGAAUGGUCAUUGUCGGGCAAACAGCCACAUACUGUUUUAAGGCAUUUGUCUAAAUAACAAUCUCACGUGAAACUGAAUUAAUUUUAUCAAUCCUCUUUCUUCCCCCCUCCCCCGCUGCACCUGUGUCAAGUUUUAAGUCAUCUGGGACAGAGGCACUUCAGUGUUCAGUGCAGUCUGGAUUGGGGAUUUUCAUGGACGUCUUGGCAUUAUCGUUAUGGAUCGCUCCCGGCACCGUGCAGGAGGAAAUGGCAACGAGCAGGCGCCUUCACGAGAGCGCAGCCAUGGCGGAGGUGAGAGACAGCGGCAGCUGGAGCGCCUCAGCCGGGAGGAGGCCUAUUACCAGUUCAUUAACGAGCUUAACGAGGAGGACUACAGGCUAAUGAGGGACAGAAACCUGCUUGGCACUCCAGGAGAAAUAACAGCCGAAGAGUUGCAGCAACGUUUGGAGGGGGCUAAGGAGCGUCUGACGUCACAGUCUGAUCUGGAUAAUGGAGAAGGUGAAGGUAGAACUGUUGGAGAUUCUGAAGUUCCCGGGGAAAACUCCAACGGUGACUCUUUGCUUGAAUGGCUUAACACAUUUCGUCGCACAGGAAAUGCCACUCGCAGUGGACAGAGUGGGAACCAAACCUGGAGAGCUGUGAGUCGAACGAAUCCAAACAGUGGAGAGUUUCGCUUUAGUCUUGAAAUCAAUAUAAAUCACGAUCAUAACAGUUUUGAAGCCUCUGGUGAGGAGUAUGUUGAUAUAGAUGCUACCAGACUGUACGUAGAAAGAAGACGUCAGCUAGUUGCCAGUUCAAUAGCCCCACGGACAAGGAGCAUGGCUGCAAGAGAGGCAAACAACGAAGCUGCAAGGACCAGGCUUCUAAGACGUGCCAUGGCAUUAAGGUCAGAAAUAGUCUCUCAUGCAGUCUCGGGGAGGCUCAGGAGUAGAACGAGGGAGCUGACAGGCCAGACAAAUAAUAGUACUCGAAAUAAUUCUGUGGCUGCUGGUGAACCAAGAGAAAUGCCACAAAGAGGUACUUCUGCAGGAGUCAGAAGGGGCAGAGCUAGAAGUAAUGUCCGGCUGAAUACAAACCAAAGACUAGAAAUAUUGCGGCUGAGGUCUACCUUAAGUAGUCGAAGCCGCUCCCCACUGCAAAGGGAAGGUGAUGCUGCUCGUUCUGAGGAGCGUGGUCAGAGGCAGGAUAGAAAUGCACAGCCAGUCAACAGAAGUAGGAGACACACUGCUCAGGCUUCUCCACAGCCUACUGAGCAAGCAAGAGGUAACACUCGGGCUCCUCAGCUGUCCAGUGUAGCCCCAUCCUCCUUGGAGGAGGAAGAAUCUAGUAGGCCAGUAGCUGCUGUCAGAAGGCACCCAACAAUUACACUAGAUCUUCAGGUGAGAAGAAUUCGUCCUGGAGAAAACAGAGACCGGGACAGCAUUGCCAGUAGAACUCGUUCUAGAGUAGGAAUGUCAGAAAACACUGUUACCUUUGAAAGUGACAGUGGGGGAUUUCGGCGCACGAUAUCUCGAUCAGAACGCGCGGGUAUUCGGACCUACAUUAGCACCAUACGGAUACCUCUUCGUCGGAUUUCAGAAACGGGGCUCGGGGAACCUUCAUCAGUGGCUCUCCGAUCAAUCCUUAGACAGAUAAUGACAGGCUUUGGAGAACUGAGUUCUUUAAUGGAAACUGAAUCUAAUUCAGAAGUGCAAAGAGGCGGUCAUCGCUUAGGUGGUGCACAGAAUAACUCAAGUCCAGCAAACAGCAGUGAUCCAUUGUCUAGAAAUGGACAUGCAGUAGAUGGCAGCAGGGAAAGAAAUGGACAGAGGGGUGGUAGUCAACGCUCUGGGCGCAGUCACGAGAACCAAGACAGCAGGCAGUCUCAAGAUGCAAACAACCUAGUGGAGAAUGGAACGCUGCCCAUCCUUCGACUUGCCCACUUCUUCCUGCUCAAUGAGGAUGAUGAUGAUGAUCGUUUAAGAGGUUUAACCAAAGAGCAGAUUGACAAUCUUUCUACACGGAACUAUGGGGAUGUUCACACUGAAAAUGAAUGGAGUAAAACUUGCAGUGUUUGCAUUAAUGAAUAUGCAACAGGGAACAAACUAAGGCAGUUACCUUGUACACAUGAGUUUCAUAUUCAUUGUAUUGAUCGCUGGCUAUCUGAGAACUCCACUUGCCCGAUUUGUCGGCAGCCAGUUCUGGGGUCUAAUGCCACAGAUAAUGGCUAGAAUUGUUUGUACUGCUCAGCACUCAAGGAUUUGCUCCUGCUCUGUUAUGAGCCAGAUGAAAUUCAUUGACUUAGAUAUGGGUCCAUUUGUGGAAGGAGGUUUGUUAAUUGUCUUUAAAAACUAUAGAAAUUUGUCUAAAUCUAACUGUAAAUACUAUUUUUUCCAAGUGCAGGUCUAGGAGCACACAUAGAACCAAAUGAUAUUGGUAAAGUUUCUAUUUUUUUAGAUAAUUUUGUUAUGCUAAGCACUUUUGUAAAUACAGAAAUGCAAUAGUUAAUCAGUCCUGCUUAAUGUAUGUUUUUUAACAUUGUAAUGGACUCGCUUUAUUUAGAUUACGAAUUGUUUCACACAGACCCACCACUGUGUUGAAAAUUUAGUGGCUAACUAGCCAUUUGUUAGCUUUUUGUUCUAAGAACAAUUUCUUUUACAGAGAGUCUCUUGCUGGACAUGUUUGCUAAAGAUAUUUAAGUUACUUGAAGUGCUCAUUUUAAUAUACUUUUAACAUUGAAAUAUCCUUUCCAAAAACUUGCCAAUUUGGUUCUAUUUUAAAAAUUCUAUCACAGUUUUUGCAUGUGGGUUUACACAGUUCUUAACAUUGACGAGUUCUUAUUCAGAAGUGGAUGAGUUAGUGGCAUUAUGAAAUGUACAUAAUUAAAUGCUGUCUUUGACAAUCUUUGUCUUUUCAGUGCAGACAGCAAUCAAAUCUGAUAAUUCCAAGAGGGUAUGUCUUACUUGCUCAAAGAAUGAAUGAGUGCUAAGGAAGUAUUUUUACUCUUCCAAAUUACUCAAUCAAUAUUCUCCUGGGGUUUUAACUGCCUUAGUUUAAAGAGGGGAAACAUUUCCUUGACCAUUAUAUUGUCUAUAAUAUGCAUGUUUUGGGCAUCCUACUCAUAAAAACAAAGCAAAUACUUAAAGUGCUUUUGUACAGAAGUAUAAGGUACACAUGUAAUGUUAGUCCUCCUGAAACAUGCUUGAGGACCAAGUGGCAAAGGCACUAAAAAGGACAAAAUAAGCUUCCCUGAAAAUCCGACUAUCUGUAUAAUUAGAUACUAAACUUUAUACCAAUGACUUACACCAAAAUAAAGUUGCAAGUUAAAUAAUUGAGGCUUUGUGUGAAUUAUUGUUGAGCCAUAGCCUGUAGUUUAAUAAGAAAGCUUAAUAUUCUUAAUGUUCAGUCUCAGUUUUCACUUUAUAUUUCCCCGCUUUUCCCCAGCUCUGUUCCUGGCCUGUUAGUUGUUACGGUACAUAAAAGCCCAGCACAAAGUGCUCCAGGGGUAUCUGGGAGAGGCUGGCUGUUAAAAAGCUUGUCUUUUGAGCAGCCUGCAUCUCAAUCCCUAGAGAAAUGCAGAAUUGUGCAGUAAUCUGCUGUGUGUACAUUCUGAGCAGUAGAAAGAGUACUUGCAGUGAACAAGUCCUACUGACUUUCUCUGCCUGCAGAUAGUGGCCUUGACAAAUGUGCUUCUGUGCCAGGUGCGUCACUUAGAACAUCUGCUCAUGACAUCCUUCAAGAGUAGCUAUAAAAUCCCAUGUGAGCUGUUGGAUGUCUGCUUCAGUUCUGCAAGUGGAAAACUUAUGUCAUAAAUUCCACAGGAGGGCUUCUUUUCAUUCCUGGAAGUAGUUCUAAGAAACUCUGUUAUGAGAUUUAGAUGAUUUAAGGAUAUGAUUAAGAUCUCUUCUGAUGUAAUUGGUGCUGUUAAUUACUGCAAAUGUUGUUGACCCUUCCCUUGAGUGCUUCCUUAACUGCAAUAAAGAGUGAGGAGAUUUAAAUGUGA